UCCGUAUCCGCGCCUUCGCGGUCUGGAUUCCAGGGCGCGAUCCCGCGGCUGCGCGGUCGCAUGGAUGUGUUCCGCGUGGGGCGUCCGCGAACAGACCGCGGCCCAGGGGCCAGCCCGCGACGCCGCAGGCACGGAUGCGUCCUUCGCCCACGAAGGCCAGCUUCGCCCGCCCGCGGUGACCCCUCUGGGCGGACGCCCGGGGCAUGCUGGACGCCGGCAGCUCCUGCACGGGCUGGGCGGGCGCCUCGGGGGAGCCUUCCAAGGCCCUGCCGGCCCCGCUGGUCGACGGGCACGGGGACGCCUCCAUUCUAGCCGCGCGCGAGGCGCCCCUCGCGGAGGCCCAGCGGGCCCUCUCUGGCGCCCUCGCCGAGGCCUUCGCGGGCCUCCACCGCGCGCAGCAGAUCCUCGAUGCGGACCUCUGCGGCGCCCUCGCCGAGGAGCCGGCGCGGGCUGCAGGAGGGCUGCGGCUGCCCACCUCCUGCUUCCCUCGGCUGCAGCACAGGGACGCCGCCGAGCCGCCGGCGAGCACCGUCCCCGCCGUGGAGCGCGGCGCGGUGUCUGGCACGGUGGCGGAUGUGUUGAGUUCCGCUGAGGUGGAGCGCCACCAAAAGCGGCACAACUAUUCCGAGGAGGUCCUCGGGCAUUGGGGUCGCAUCGUCGCUGGCCUAGAGGAGAUGCGCAGCUCUGGAAUGUCUCAGUUGCACAGCACAUGGAUCGACGCCAAAGCGUUCACCCUCUUCGUCGCCAACCCGGCGCACGACGUGAAGAGAGGCAGCGAGAGGUCACCACACACACCGGGCGGCUCGUUGGCGCUGGGCCGUAAUUUCGAGUUUCAUAGGAGCUCGCAGCAGUCGAGUAAACGUCCAUCCCUGCAUGAGGAGUGCGAGGUGGACGGGCCAGGCCAGGCCUGGGAGGCCAUCCGUUUUGUGCUCCUCGUUGUCCUCCACCCUUUCACCAAGUUUCGGAUUCUGUGGGACCUCGUGGGCAUGGUGUUCUGCCUCUACGACGUGACGAUGCUUCCGGCGCAGGUGUUCGAGUUUCCUGAAGGCUACCUCGUCAUCCGCUGGUAUUACGAUUGGAUCUCUGGUUCUUUUUGGUCACUCGACAUUUUGCUGAACUUCAGCACGGGUUAUCAAAGACAUGGUUUAGUCGAAAUGCGAAAGGACAAGGUGGCGUCGCACUACAUCCGCUCGUGGUUUGUCCCAGACCUGAUCAUCACGAUAUUCGGAUGGUUUUCCAUCUUCCUCAGCAUCAGCAACUCCGGGAUAUUUCGCUUUGGCAAGGCGGCCUCGCGAUCCUUGAGGGCGCUGCGGCUCUUGCGGAUGCCCAAGAUCAACGCCUCGUUCAACCAGAUACUGAGCUCGAUGAACUCGGAGAGCCUGACCAUACUAGGAGGCCUCGUCAAGUUCCUGGUGAUCCUGAUUCUGGUGACCCACUACGUGGCGUGCGUGUGGUAUUGGUUGGCCGAUGCAGACGGCCACACCUGGAAGGACCGCUUUAUGGACUCUGGCGAUUCCGAGAUGUACGGCUAUUUUAUCCUGGCCGGCGGACAUCCAUGCACUGGGCCCUCACGCAGUUCACGCCCGCAUCUAUGGAGGUCGUGCCAGUGA
Molecule: messenger RNA, 1610 nt
Organism: Prorocentrum cordatum
Lineage: Eukaryota; Dinophyceae; Prorocentrales; Prorocentraceae
Source: the annotation of a GenBank genome assembly